AUGGCGGCAGGCGGCUACGCAGACUUGAGGGAGAAGCUCCAGUCGCCUCACCGCGAGAAACAACAACAACAACAACAGCAGCAAACAACAACACAACAGCAACAGCAACAACAACAGCAACAGCCGCUGCGAUCGGCCUUGGCGGCAGCGCCGUACAACGGCCGCAAGAGGAAACACGAGGCGGAGGGCGAGGCCGACCUGAGCGGCGAGGAGUACGAGCACGGCAAGUACCACAGCGACUACGACGACGAGCGGCAGGGAGAAGCCCGGCGGGUGAAGCAGGGCAUCCGCCAGGUGCGUCUCUUCACCGCCGAUCAGUGCACACUAAUCGAGUCACAAAUCGACGACGUGGUUUCCCGGGCCGAGAAGGGGAUUUACCGCGAUCACACGGUGGACCGGGCCCCGCUGCGCAACAAAUACUUCUUCGGGGAAGGCUACACAUACGGCUCGCAGUUGGAAAAACGAGGCCCCGGUCAGGAGCGUUUGUAUCCCAAGGGGGAUGUCGACGACAUCCCUGAGUGGGUCCACGACCUGGUGAUCAAGAAACUGGUGGAUCAGCGCAUUAUCCCCGAGGGCUUCGUCAACAGCGCCGUCAUCAACGACUACCAGCCGGGCGGCUGUAUCGUCUCGCACGUGGACCCCAUCCACAUCUUCGAGAGGCCCAUCGUUUCCGUGUCCUUCUUCAGCGAUUCAGCUCUCUGCUUCGGCUGCAAGUUCCAGUUCAAGCCCAUUCGGGUGUCAGAGCCCGUCUACUUCUUACCUGUCCGAAGAGGGAGUGUUACUGUGCUCAGUGAUUAUGCAGCAGAUGAAAUCACUCAUUGCAUUCGACCACAAGACAUCAGGGAGCGAAGAGCAGUUAUCAUACUCCGAAAAACAAGGACAGAAGCACCACGUUUGGAAUCAAAAUCAUUAACUAGCUCAGUGUUACCGGUACACAUGUCCAACAGACAGUUGAAUAGUGACCGAUAUCAAGCAUUACUGAAACAGAAACGGUCUCAUCGGAAGGCUGAUCCAGAUGCUGCACACAGGCCUAGAAUUUUAGAAAUGGACAAAGAGGAGAAUCGACGAUCUGUGAUUUUACCAAAACACCGCAGGAGGAGUGACAGUGCUGCAGAAAAUUACUGGCGAAAAACGCACGAUUGUGCGGAUGAUGAAGAAGAUGAGGGCGGUGAAGGUGGAGUAGCAGGUAGCCCAGUCCGAAAAGUAAAAAUGCGACGCCACUGAUUGGAGAAAGAAAAAAGUAGACUCUAACUUGAAGGCUGAAGGACAAGAUAUGCACUACUCAUUUCUAAAGGGGACAACUCAACAUUUACAUUCAGAUUCAAAGAAGAAGUUUAAAAAAAACAAAAAAAACGCUCUUUAAAAUGGAAGGAUUUAUCCUUGAGGGUGAAAGUGGCAGGAGAAUGCUGUUAUGUUGCAGCCAGGAUGGCCUCUGUUUCAUUCUACCUUUGUUAUUGGGUAACGUUGUAUAGCCUAUUUUCCCCUCUUUUGUUUUAUUAUUUAAAGCCCAAAUUAACUCGCACAGCUCUGUGUGUUAAAGCAAAUUGUUUAAAAAAUAUAUAUUAAUUUUUUUUAACUACAUUCUUUUGAAAUGAGAAGCAGCCGGAGUAUCAUGGUAUCAUAUGCGCUUUUUCGAACUUCAGCGUUUCCAAUAUUAGGGUUGCACAUUUUGGAAAGUUCCCAAAUCUAUGUUAAAUAUAUUGUUGCAUAAGAACUCUUACUGAGAGUAAUUUUUGUUUCCACAUAGGGGGAGAAAAACACACGUGUGUUGGCUUGUAACAAAGUUGUACAGUUCUAGAAAAACAAAAACAAAGUUUAAUGUAAGCAAAAGAAUGAGUUAUGUAAAUGAAAAUAGGUAUUUUAUGUAAAAAAAAAAACAAAAAAAGUUUUAAUUUGGGUAACUGUCAGAAAGAGAGUUUGCCUGUCAGCAGGGCCUUUGACCUGGAUGCUUGCUUUAUUUCUUGUACAAAUGCUAAAUUUGAUUAAAUGCAAAGAGCAUCACUUUAA
Molecule: messenger RNA, 2007 nt
Organism: Leucoraja erinaceus (little skate)
Lineage: Eukaryota; Metazoa; Chordata; Chondrichthyes; Rajiformes; Rajidae
Gene: alkbh5
Product: alkB homolog 5, RNA demethylase
Biological process (GO): mRNA export from nucleus; mRNA processing
Cellular component (GO): nucleus
Molecular function (GO): oxidative RNA demethylase activity
Source: RefSeq, a predicted model, not a curated record